AUGAUUGUCUUUAUUUCAACAGAACGACCAAAAGUCAUUGAUCCACUAGACAAGCCUUUCAACCAAAACGUGACUGUCGGUGCGGAUGCUAUAUUUCGAUGCAACCCGACCGCAGAUCCCAAACCUGAAAUUGAGUGGCUGGUGAAUGGCAAAAAGUGGCAAGCUGCGACGGAGAUAAUAAAAGAGCCGAAGGAUGUUAUCUAUGAUCCCAAUUCAAAUGCCACGUUUGAGUGCGAAGCCAUAACUGACCGAGACACCACGGUGACCUACACAUGGUUGCUAAAUAAUCAAAAGAUUGAGGACGGGUCCGUUAAAACAGAUCAGAGUGUUUUAUUUCUAGAUUUAGCCAAUUUACCAAAAAACGGAAGAAAAUAUAUUGGAGAGUGGACAUGCAAUGCUUCAAACUCUUACAGCUUUGAUGUUAAACGUGCGAGUCUCAUUGACAAAUCCGCUGGUUACAUAUGGCCUUAUUGGUGGAUAAUACUGUUGAUCCUCAUUCUGUUCCUCUUGGCGCUCUUCCUCAUUUGCCUUAUUUGCUGCUGUUUGUAUCGCAACAGAGGUGACCAAUAUCUCGUCGAUGAAAUUGAGCAUAAAAAUGGAAACGACCCUGAGAAAGAAUUGAUUGCUUCUGGAUUCCAUGACUAUCAGCGAGACCGUUCUGGCAGUACUGGUACUUUAUCAUCUCAAGAGAGAACCCUGACGAAACAAAAAAGAAGCCAAGGAUCAUUGGGGGGUUCUCAGUCGAGACUCGCUGACUUUGCCAAUUGA
Helobdella robusta is the source of this 768-nucleotide messenger RNA. RefSeq lists its product as hypothetical. The transcript has 5 exons. The record is from RefSeq and is a predicted model, not a curated record. Lineage: Eukaryota; Metazoa; Annelida; Clitellata; Rhynchobdellida; Glossiphoniidae. Bases 1 to 768 code for a protein of 255 amino acids.